This is a messenger RNA of Salvia splendens (bonfire salvia), 666 nucleotides long. RefSeq lists its product as uncharacterized. NCBI's taxonomy places the organism in Eukaryota, Viridiplantae, Streptophyta, Magnoliopsida, Lamiales, Lamiaceae. Bases 114 to 584 code for a protein of 156 amino acids. The transcript has 2 exons. The record is from RefSeq and is a predicted model, not a curated record.
CAUCCACAAAAAUUGAAACAGAGUAAGUAAAUUACUGUGAUUGACUGAUUAACUAAUUGCAGCAGCAUAUAUAGAGCAAAGCCAAUAAUAGUAGUUCAGUUGAAAAGUAGAAGAUGCCGGAGGUGCGUGUCCAGCGGAUCCACGUUGAUCUCGUCGCGGCGAAUUCCACGGCGGAUCUGGACCGUCCUCCUCAACGGCGGGAAGAGGACGAAGCUGAUGUACAGAAAGCUGAUCGCGUCCGUGGAGGCGAGCGGCAUUCGGUUCCGGAAUUUCAGCAGGCGCCGAGGAAUUCGACGGCGGUGGUGAUGGAGGACUCGGCGGCGGGGGGGCGGGAUCUGUGGAUCAAAUCGGAGGCGCACGCGCUGGUGGUGGAUGUGUACGUGAAAGGGCACAGAGGGAAUAAGAUGCAGGGUUUUAUGUUCCAAAUCGAGUGCCGGAACGUCAAGCAGUCGGAAAUCGACGCCGGCCGUCUAUCCCGCUGCAAAAAUCAGUUGUAUGGAAGCAACCAUGGGGAAAAUCACGUGUCAAGAAGUCCAGCAUUUGGGUGCUACGUUGGAACUCAAGUUGAUCCGUUAUGUGUUUAGAGCACAUGCUCUUUGACAAGGAUCAACCAUGUCUUAGUUGGUAAGACUUGGAUAUAUGAAUGUUAAAUGUAAUUCAAGAGAA